This is a messenger RNA of Pezoporus flaviventris, 3823 nucleotides long. It is a transcript of the gene NFATC2, whose product is annotated as nuclear factor of activated T cells 2. The record is from RefSeq and is a predicted model, not a curated record. Gene Ontology annotation, cellular component: transcription regulator complex. Gene Ontology annotation, biological process: cytokine production; calcineurin-NFAT signaling cascade; regulation of transcription by RNA polymerase II. NCBI's taxonomy places the organism in Eukaryota, Metazoa, Chordata, Aves, Psittaciformes, Psittacidae. The transcript is spliced from 10 exons. The coding region runs from base 296 to 3136 and encodes 946 amino acids. Gene Ontology annotation, molecular function: RNA polymerase II cis-regulatory region sequence-specific DNA binding; DNA-binding transcription factor activity, RNA polymerase II-specific; transcription factor binding.
AGCUGCCACCGCUAAUCGCGCCGGUCCCCUCGUGUGUCGCCGCCGGGCCUCCUCGCCCGCAGCCCCGUCGUCGGGGGCAGCCGCGCUCGCUUCGGCGACCCCCGGGAGACCUUCUCGCUUGUUUCUCCGCUUUGUUCCCUCUUUUUGCCUCCCCUCUACCUCCUCUCCACUUGCUCUGGGAAGGAUAUCAGCGGGCUUCGCUGCGCCGGUCGCACUUCGGGCCCCUUUUGCAGCCGGCCGGCCCCGGGCGAGCCCCCAUUCCUGCCCUGCCGCUGCCGGGCAGGCUGAGGCCGGCAUGAGCGCCGCCCAGGCCCCGGAGCCCGACCUUCAAGAGGGGGGCCUCGGGCAUGGCCCCGAUGCGGCCCCGGAGGGCAGCCCGCAGGAGGAGUUUGACUUCUCCAUCCUCUUCGACUACGACUACCUGAAGCCGAUCGAAGAAGAACCGACUCCACAUAAAACCAACAGCCCACCCUCUGGAGUUACAUACGCUCAUGAUGUCCUGGACUGUGGCCUCAAGCCAUGCCCCCUGCCUUUUUCUAGCCUUUCUGCAGAUCCCAUGGGCAGAUAUGGACAGCCAGAUAGCAUAGGGACAACACCUACACACCCUGCCAACGCUGCAGGGGCCUCUGCUCCGAGCCCUAGGAUUGAAAUUACUCCAUAUCAUGAACUGAUUCAUUCAGGGGGUCCCUUCCGCAGCAGAGACACAGAUGUUCUUUUGGUAGAACAUCAGUCAAACUCAGCUACCACUAGCCCAAGGGUUACCCUGCCUGUCCCUGGCUUUGAGGGCUACAGAGAACCACUGUGUUUGAGCCCAGCUAGUAGCGGCUCCUCUGCAAGUUUCAUUUCAGAGACAAAUGUAUCUCCUUGCACAUCACCAUGUGUUUCACCAAAUAAUGGUCCUAGUGAUGACCUUUGUCCACAGUUUCAAAACAUCCAUACUCAUUAUUCUCCUAGAACCUCUCCAAUAAUGUCACCACGAACAAGCAUCACGGAGGAAACCUGCUUGGGACGCCAUUCACCAUCACCCUGUCCCAACUCAAGGUCUUCAUCACCCGGUGCAAAACGGAGGUAUUCUUGCACUGAGCUCUACAGUACUCAGCUGCCUUCCACUUCUCCACGACAGUCAAGGACCCCCUCUCCACAAUCCUCUCCUCGCGUCCCCUUGAGAGAAGACAACUCUUCAGUUACUUACACGCAGUUGCCCAGUGCUCCCCUUUCCAUGGAUGCUAUGAGCAGCCUUCCUGCGGAUCCUUCCUGCGGCGUUCCCACGAAAAUUUGGAAAACCAGCCCCGAUCCUUCAUCAAUGCCUUCCCACAAAAACAGCAUUCCAUGUCACGUCUUUCAGAGUGUUGACUUCCAUGGGCCUUGCGAGCAGGAAGACAGGAGAAACUCAGCCCCAGAAUCAAUUUUGUUGGUACCUCCAUCCUGGACAAAGCAACUGGUGCCUGCAAUACCUAUCUGCAGCCUGCCCGUCCAGUCACUCCCGCCCCUCGAGUGGCCACUCUCCAGCCAGUCCGGCUCGUACGAGCUGCGGAUCGAGGUACAGCCGAAGCCCCACCACCGGGCGCACUAUGAGACGGAGGGAAGCAGAGGGGCCGUAAAGGCACCAACCGGAGGCCAUCCCGUCGUGCAGCUUCACGGUUACAUGGAGAGCAAACCCUUGGGCCUUCAGAUCUUCAUUGGGACAGCAGAUGAACGGAUACUUAAACCUCACGCUUUCUAUCAAGUCCAUCGCAUAACGGGAAAAACCGUCACCACCACCAGCUAUGAAAAAAUCAUUGGCAACACCAAAGUUUUAGAGAUCCCAUUGGAACCCAAAAACAACAUGAAAGCAACCAUUGACUGCGCAGGGAUUUUGAAGCUGAGGAAUGCAGACAUUGAGCUGCGCAAGGGAGAGACAGACAUUGGCAGGAAGAACACCCGCGUCCGGCUUGUCUUCCGUGUGCACAUCCCUGAGUCCAAUGGCAGGAUCAUCUCUCUGCAAGCAGCAUCAAACCCCAUCGAGUGCUCCCAAAGGUCUGCUCAUGAACUUCCAAUGGUUGAAAGGCAAGAUAUUGAUAGCUGCCUCGUUUAUGGAGGACAACAGAUGAUCCUGACCGGACAGAAUUUCACAGCAGAGUCCAAGGUGGUGUUCACAGAAAAAACAUCAGAUGGGCAGCAGAUCUGGGAAAUGGAGGCAACAGUGGACAAAGAUAAGAGCCAGCCUAGCAUGCUUUUUGUAGAAAUACCAGAGUACCGUAACAAGCACAUUCGCACAGCUGUGAAGGUGAAUUUCUAUGUCAUCAAUGGGAAAAGAAAAAGAAGCCAACCCCAGCAUUUUACCUAUCACCCAGUACCAUCAAUCAAAACAGAGCCCAUUGAUGACUAUGAUCCAGCUUUAAUCUGCAAUACAGUACACAGUGGUCUGGGAACAGUAACACAGCCUUACUAUUCACAGCAUACAAUGGUCACCGAAUCCCCUUCCUGUCUUGUGGCCAAUAUGGCUCCUUGCCAGCAGUUGCGCUCAGGCCUUUCUUCUCCUGAUUCUCGAUACCAUCAGCAGAAUCCAGCCGCUGUAAUAUACCAAAGAAGCAAGAGCCUUAGCCCAAGCCAACUGGGCUACCAGCAAUCCAAUCUGAUGGCUACACCAGUUGCUAUUUCAGAUGCCCAUAGGUCAGUGCUGGUGCAUGCUGGUUCUCCAGGCCAGACUUCAGCGGUGCUCCACCACUCUCCAGGCAACCAGCAGUCUUCUCCAGUGAUUCACUAUUCUCCAACCAACCAGCAGCUGAGGUGUGGAAGUCACCAAGAAUUUCAGCACAUCAUGUGCUGUGAAAAUUUUACAUCCAACGUUGCAAGAUCCAGCCAGCCCCAGGUCAGUCAAGCACAAAGGUUAAGUCCAAGUUCAUACCCUACCGUGAUCCAGCAGCAGACAGCCUCAGGUCAGCGAGCAGCAAAAAAUGGACCACCGGUUAGCGACCAGAAAGAGGUGUUACCAGCUGGAGUCACUAUUAAACAGGAACAGAAUCUGGACCAGGCAUAUCUGGAUGAUGGAAGCUUGCGUUGCCGCACACAGGCACACUCUGCUGAGGCCAGCUCAGUUUGGGAGGAUCAGAGGCUGAGAACGAGAGUGAUUAGCCGAGGGCAGCCUCUCCCCUAGCACUGUAGCAGAGGUAACUCGCAUUGUGCCACACAGACCAAAACCUCUCGAGGAUUUUUCUCUUCACGCUGCAUUCAGCCAACAGGCAGAUGCACUGGUUAUCUGGGGAGUCCCUGUCUGUGGCACCUGGACAAAAAUGCUUUGGCAGACGUAUAAGCAAGGAAAUUAGUUUUCUUGUCUUUAGAAAACAGUGCGCGCCAUCACGCCUGGAUAGAUCGAAUUUGUUAUGAUAGCAAAACAAGUUCUAUGGAAACCAUUGUGAACCCUGGAGCGAGGCUGCCCAGGAGAGUUGGGGAAAGCCGCUUUUGUUUGUUGUGCUUGGCAUCAUUUUGCUCUGGAUGAAGAUGCUUUAAUUUUGUGGGGAGACCCAAGAGAGCAUUCCUCUUUUUCCAUACCAGAACGCCUUCCAAGCUGGCAUAAACGUCCCCUCUUUCCAGCUGCUCCUUUCCAAACACACUGUGCCUCCUAAAGAUAGUCUUUACAGUGGCUGGGGCUGGUGGAAAACAUGAAGCCUGCAUGGAUUAGUACAGGAAUUCAUUUGGGCUGACGAAUUGGGUUUCCCUCUAUAAACAGCAGUAGUGUUUUCAUCUUCUGGACAGCACAGCAAACUUCACGUCCUCUUGCUCCUCACCCUGUCUCUCGCACUGCAUCCAGGCCAGCCGUGGUAAAAGACAUACUAAGGCUUGC